AUGCAAAAUUCGCCCGGCAUUGCUGACUGGCCCGUCAUCGGAAGUGCCCCGCGUGAGGGGCAGCUCAAACUAAACUCGUUUGUUCCUAGAUUAGCAAACUCUUAUGCCGUCCGACUCAAUAACGUCGGUGAUAAUAAGCUCGGCGCCGGCGCGCGCGGGGUUUCCAAGAGUUCGAAAAUAGCGGAUUCUCGCCGAGAGUCGCAGGCCAAGCAGGGAGCUGUAAGAUUAUGUUUGCAAUGGACUGGAUAA
Molecule: messenger RNA, 249 nt
Organism: Colletotrichum lupini
Lineage: Eukaryota; Fungi; Ascomycota; Sordariomycetes; Glomerellales; Glomerellaceae
Exons: 2
Coding region: 1-249 (82 amino acids)
Source: RefSeq, a predicted model, not a curated record